CAGAGGCACAAGGUUACCAGCAGCUACAGCAGCCACAGCCUCUGCAAAAGACAGGAGCAAAGCUCCCAGGCCCUUAGCUCGGGCCGGCGUUGUCUCUGCGCUCCGAUCCAGCAAUGGGGGACCAAGCCGCCCUGGCAGGACCCGACUCCGGGAUCGGGCACACCCCGAGCUCUUUCUCUUUCUACUACCAGCACGGCGGCGCCCCCAGCGGGCUUCCCAACCAGGGCUACGGGCAACUGGGAACAGGCCUGGAGCAGGACCCCGACGCCAGCUCCCCUUCCUCCCAGCACGCGCUGGAAACCAGUAGCCCCGCCGCCAAGGACAGACCCUUCUCCUGGGGCCUCUCCUUGAGCCCCAGCCCGGCGGGAGGGGAGGAGCCGGCGACGGGACCCCGGAACGGGUUCGGGUCUGGCGUCGUUCAGAAGCUGGACUCCUUCUCCGAGGCGUUUGCCGGCAGCCGUUUGGCCUCCCAGCUGGCGUCGCCCCCUGCAGGCUUUGCGGGGAACUGCAGCUUGAGGCAACCGGGGUGCGUUCAGAAGAGGGGGCAGUUAGCGGGGCAACAAGCGUUGGCAUACGCACCCCCCCCCCAGCAGCAGCAGCAGCAAGCACAGGGAAUGCAGUACGGCUACCUGCAACAGCCAGUCCUGCAGCAGACGCAGCCCCACGCGUUCUCGCAGCCUGCAGCCGCGCAUUACCAGCUGCGGGGGCAGUGGUCGCAUUACUGCGGGAGAGCCGCGCAAGCCUCCCACGGCCUCGCAGGGGAGCAGGGCUGCAGGACUGUCUAUCCAGCCCAGAUUCAAGGGAAGGUGUCUGCGGUCUACUGCAGCCCGGGGGCAGCCCAUGCUACAGGCGGUCAGUACCUGUUUACCCAGGAGCCCGGCUACCCCCAGCAGGAGAGCAGGAGGGAGAGAGAGAAGCAGGAAGGCUACAGGACCACAGUAGAUCAACACUGUCUUCAGUCCCUCACUGGCUCCUCCACCAUCCAUUACCCACGAUCCUGUGCGGUCGGGCAGCAGACCUCGUUCGAGACCGAAGAGGAGCUCCUCCCGUCCGACCCCGGCGACCCCUGCAGCCAGAGUCUCUAUUGGCAGAAGGAGGAUGGAGAGAGGACUGUCAUGGCCUCCUACCUGCAUCCUGCCCCCUUCACCCCCUUCCUCGGACCCUUCAGGCUGGCUCAGGGGCCCCCCAGGCAGGACAGCCAGACCGGCCGUGCAUCUGUCCAGACACCCCUGGGACCAGAGAUCAAACAGGAGGAAUUCUCCGGCAGGCCCCAGACCCUUGUCUACAAUGGAGCUCCGUACCCCAGUCACCUGCGACCAGACACAGCCGUACUGGAGGACUGGUUCUCUCCCAGCACCUCCCAGUCCUCCCAUUACACACCUCCCCCCAUGCUCAACCCCCUGCGCAGAGGGACCGGGCUGUUCGUGAACCUUGAGCCACCCCCCUCCACGGGGCAGGACCCUCUGAACCUAUAUCAUCCCCAGGACUGCAUGUUUAAUGAGGACCCCUCUCUCCACACUGCCCCUAUCAGGCGCCCGCAGAUCAACAUUGGGGCGCAAUACCAAGCCUCUCUCCCGGAGCUGUGGGAGAGUUCGGGAUCACUGAGAGGGGAGGAGGAGGAGCCAGGCAGGGCGGAGAGGGCGUGGCACAAGGAGGAGGAGGAGCCAGGCAGGGCGGAGUGGGCGUGGCACGAGGAGGAGGAGGAGCCAGGCAGGGCGGAGUGGGCGUGGCACGAGGAGGAGGCGGAGCCAGGCAGGGCGAAUCGGGCGUGGCACGGGGAGGAGGCGGAGCCAGACAGGGCGGAUCUGUUGUGGCUGCCCUGGACAGAGCUGCAGGACAGCGCCGGGGAGCAGACACAUGUUGAGAACCUCCUCAAUCUCGCCUGCUCCAGCUGUCUGCCUGGAGGGGGAACGAACCGAGAACUGGCCCUGCACUGCCUGUCCCGAACAAGGGGGGACGUCCUGGCUGCACUGGAGAUGCUCCUCCUUGGGACCCCUUUCACACAGAGAGCACACUCGCUGACAGACUACCAUUACACAGGAAGUGAUGUUUGGACAUCGAACGAGCGCCGGCUUUUCAACAAGGCUUUCACAACACACAGCAAGAACUUCGGCAUGAUUCAGAAAACAGUGAAGUCGAAGCGAGUCUCGCAGUGCGUGGAGUUUUACUAUCUCUGCAGGAAAGGGCAGGAGCACCAGAAGAAACUGAGAGGAACGCUGGAGAGAGAGGGGGGGUGGAGCGGACAGGGGUUCAAACAGGAGGCUGGGGAGAGCAUGGCGUUCCCCUGUGCUCAGCCAAUGAAAAUCCAGCCUGCGGUGGAAGGGGUGGAGCCUAGCCCGCCCGUGGCCAGCAACUUUCCCUGCAAGCAAUGUGGCAAGAUGUUCUACAAGAUCAAGAGCCGCAACGCCCACAUGAAGAUCCAUCGGCAGCAGGAGGACUGGAGAGAGAGAGUGGGAGACAGCAGCAUUCCCAGCAUUCCCAGCAUCCCCAGCGUCGAGUCCUUCCUGGGCCGGGGGGCUGGCCCCCUGGCGCUCUACUCCAGCCUGUGGGACAGCCGGGAAAUCCUGGAGUCUUUUGACCUGGGUGGGCCGACCCCCUGACCUGUACCGGCCUGCCCCCCGCCCUCGCCACUUCCUCAUGGCAGGUGAGGAGGGCUAGCUGAGCCACGGAAGGACCAGGAGAUCCAGCGUCUUCCUGCGAGGGGUGUGGGGCCAGGACCGGGGUGUUUACAAAUACUGACAGCCGCUUAAGAAGGGUAAGCCGUGGGCUUCCGAAAAGAUACGGCGCGACGCGUCCCUCACGCGGUGCUGCAGCGGUCCCCGUCAUUUCCCGUUGAGUUGUUAACAUCCCAACAGCUUUCUACACUGAUAACUGGGAAGUCAGUUUCAAAGCUGUUCUCAAAAUGUCUGCUCUAAUGCCCUGCUAGCGCCAGGAUUAUUGCCCGCACUGUCAAACAGGCAGCGCAGCGAGAACGAUCCAACGAAAAGAGAGCACGUUUUUUUAAAUCUCUUCUCUUCCUGAAGUGAUUUGGAGAUCUCAAAGCCCGGGGCACUAGAGCGGACAUUUUGAAAGCUCUGACACAGACUUUAAAGUUAUCAGUAUAAAAAGCUGUCAGGAUGUUAGCAUUGCGAAGUGCAAUGACAGCUGCGUGAUUUACACAGUUCCAGCGUCUCGUGUAUUUUUCGGGAACCCUCCGCUACUUACUCAUCAACGAGCCCGAAGGGAAACGUUUCCACCAGAGGUUUUCCCAUUACUGAGGAACUUUUAAACAAAACAGGAGAUUUUGAAAAUAUAAAGUAUGUGCCACUAAAUUUAUACAAAUCAGCAUCAAUGUGUUUUUAUAAAAUAUAUAUAUAUAUUUUUUUA
Polyodon spathula (Mississippi paddlefish) is the source of this 3366-nucleotide messenger RNA. RefSeq lists its product as uncharacterized. Lineage: Eukaryota; Metazoa; Chordata; Actinopteri; Acipenseriformes; Polyodontidae. Bases 114 to 2600 code for a protein of 828 amino acids. Gene Ontology annotation, biological process: regulation of transcription by RNA polymerase II; negative regulation of DNA-templated transcription. The record is from RefSeq and is a predicted model, not a curated record. Gene Ontology annotation, molecular function: transcription corepressor activity. The transcript is spliced from 13 exons. Gene Ontology annotation, cellular component: histone deacetylase complex; transcription regulator complex.